GUUCGCCGCCACGCAUCCCCCGCACCAACUAUCCGUUUAAUAGUUUAUAUUAAACUUAUGCCUGAUAUGAAUUAUCUAAAUUCGUGGCUUGUACCAUUUGGUUUUUAUCUACACAUGUUUAGUACUUCAGUAGCCGUAUAUAAAGUAAAUAUAAUAUUUCCUAUACCAUCGUGCGCCCAAUCGUUGGAUUCAUCUCACGAUAUUGUAUAUUAUUACUUACCGACGUCGAUAAAGUCAUAAAGAAUACACGAGCAUCAUUCAUCGUUCAUCAUGGAGAGCGAAGUUCUCGAAGAAAUGCCCGAAGCAAUAAUGGAAUAUUUCUGUGAACAAGUAUUGAAACGCGAUUGGCCGAACUGUAUUCACGCAUAUUAUUUCAUCAAAAAUGCAUUUCAAUGGAUGCGCAAAAAUUCAACAUUGAGUUACAAAUUAUACUAUAUUUCUAAUGACGUUGAGAAUGGAACGUUUAUUGGAAUUUUACUACGACCCGAAGAAAAAUAUCCAGACAUCAUAGUUGCAUACACUUGCCCGGGAAACGAAGAACAAUUCCGAAGGAUGCUGUUUAGCACUGAGUACAUCAACUGGCAGAAGAAACCGCUGUUUCGAGCAAUACCGUUCAGGAUGAAGGCCAUCGUGGAAACGAUGAUUGAGGAAAAGGGACUGAAGAGUAAACUAAACUUAAAUGCCGCGCUUAAGUGGAUGCCAGCCGAUGUAGCCGCCAGAUUAGAUUAUGUGAUUCCAGAAGAUGUUUUUAUUGACCGAUUGAGCGUGGAUCAUAUAGACUUUAUUUAUUCGGUAUGGGAUAAUAGCGACAUUUACCCCAAGUCCGACCUUUGGGAUACAGUAAGGCUCAACAUUGGUUUAGGUGUAUUCAACCGGCAUAAUGGCGAGCUAUUGGCGUGGGCCGUGUGUGGCAGUUACGGAGGUCUUAGUACUUUGAUGGUUCAUCCAGAUUACAGAGGACGCGGAUUUGGUAAGCUGAUUGUGUUGGCAGUGACAAAGGCAAUGGGUGAGAAUGGUGUCUCUCCGCAUGCACUUAUCAGUGAAAAGAACAAAGUGUCAUUGGGCUUGUUUGAGAACGUUGGCUACACCCAACCAAAUAUACCGGUGAUUAUAAUACAAAUUUAGGUGGAUUUAACAAUAUGUUUGUUAAUAUAUUAUAGCGUUCAUACAAUGUUUAUUAAUACAUUUAGAAGUACACUAUUUGACAUAUUUUGUUAAUUUAAAUAAUAAUUUAAUAAAAUGUAUCAUUGAUUCUACAA
This is a messenger RNA of Metopolophium dirhodum (rose-grain aphid), 1259 nucleotides long. RefSeq lists its product as uncharacterized. NCBI's taxonomy places the organism in Eukaryota, Metazoa, Arthropoda, Insecta, Hemiptera, Aphididae. The transcript has 4 exons. Gene Ontology annotation, molecular function: acyltransferase activity, transferring groups other than amino-acyl groups. Bases 271 to 1125 code for a protein of 284 amino acids. The record is from RefSeq and is a predicted model, not a curated record.